Messenger RNA from Hippoglossus stenolepis (Pacific halibut), 4559 nucleotides. RefSeq lists its product as uncharacterized. The transcript is spliced from 7 exons. NCBI's taxonomy places the organism in Eukaryota, Metazoa, Chordata, Actinopteri, Pleuronectiformes, Pleuronectidae. Gene Ontology annotation, molecular function: GTP binding. The record is from RefSeq and is a predicted model, not a curated record. Bases 76 to 3621 code for a protein of 1181 amino acids.
UUUCCGCAGUACUUCUACUGCUGGUAAGACAGUAGAAGCUACGUAUGCAGGUGUGCUUCUUCCCGCAGGAGGACGAUGGAGGACGCGUACCAGUACCCAGUUUUCUUUGAGUGCCACGGUCCGCUGCUCCGGGGCCAGAGGGGGGCGAUAGAAAGACACUUCGCUCUGAGCCGCAGAUCAGGCGGAGGUGAUUGCGGACCGCUGACCAGUGUGCGGGAUCAAGUCUUCAGGGUCGCUUUCAGGAGUCAAAGAGAUCAGCAACGUGUCCUGCAGAGACCUGAGCACGUGGUGACGUUUGCAGAUGUGACUCUGGUGCUCGUUGUUCGAGGAAGCCUGGAGUCUGACGCCGCUGCUCCCAUCGCAGCCUCCAGUCCGGGUCCCGAUUCAACAUCUCCGGUCCAAAAGAGUCUACAGUCUAUUCCUGCCUCCAUUCCGCCACCAAGUGGUGAAGAAUGUGAACUACGACCUGAUACCUACCGCCUUCGUCAUCCACAGGCAGGGAAAGAACCAGAGAGGAAACCUGCCUCUCGGGACUGCACUGCUCAGCGGUUCAAAACCCGCAUCUGUCGACUGGGUCAGGCCAAACUCCGCCUCCUCUGGAGAGAGAUUGAGGAGAGUUUGGGACAACGCUUUCCAGGACUUAAGGUCACACGGAGAGAUGCAGGUCAGGUAGCUUUAGAAGGUUCUUUGAAGGAUGUUGUUAAGGCUGUAGAUUGGAUCUCUGAUAAAGAGAACCUGGUGUUAGAAAGGAGAGUUUCUAACAUGAGCCCACAUCUUUUGGCCUUCGUAAGGAAGGCUUAUGGAGAUCCAGGGGCGCUGCGGGACUUUCUAGGGGUCGGUGACGAGGUGGAAAUAGAGUUAGGAGACAUAGAGCUUCGUUUCCUCUCCCUCUCACCUGAUAAACUGGACGACCCAGCAAAUAAAAUGCAAGAAAAGUUCAAGGAAAUCAAGAUUGACCUUCCUAAUAGCUCUGCUGUUCCAUCUGAACUUCGGGAAAAGCUCAAGUCCAAAACCGCUGAGAUGAACCAAGGGCAGCUAAGGGCUCAGUUCCUGUUUGGCUCUGACAGCACAGUGUACUUACUGGGCCACACCCGAGAGUUUGAAGAGCUGAAUGAAACUGUCAAACAGUGUUUUUUGCAAAACGCAAUAAAUCUCCCUUUCCCAGAGUUAGCACACGAGUUACAGGUCUUUCUGCAGCUGCAUGGUUUUGACCUUUCAGAGGUUACCUUCCAUCUUCUAACGCUUUCCUCUGGGUGCAUGUUGGUGCUGGAAGGUCCAAACAGCAAAGUGACUCAGGUCAGGAACCUGUUGGGUACAUUUCUCGACUCCCUUGUUCAGGACACCACUGACCUGAUGGCAUCUUUGAAUUUGAGUGAAGGAAACCAAACAGUUGCCAGCUCUAGCCUUUGUGACGGCCUCCAGGUGCUGGUGUGUCAGGGGGACCUCAGCAAACAGGACACUGAUGCCCUGGUUGAUGCUGCCCGUGAAGAUCUGGAGAACUCUUGUGAUGUUGCUGCUGCGAUGGGUAAAACAGGUGGUCCUGAGGGACAAAGAGAGCGAGACAUCUUAGUGAAGCAGGCUUGGAAAGUUCCUUCAGGAGACGUGGAGGCGACUACAGGGUGGAACCUACACUUUGCAGGUGGCAGAGAAAGGUCCUUGCUGGAAAACACUGUCCAGUUCACUCUGAAUAUGGCAGAGAGGAUGGAGCUCAGGUCUGUAGCCCUGCCCUGUAUCAGCUCGGGUCUGUUUGGUGUUCCUGUGAACGUGUGCUCUGAGGCUAUCGUGACGGCUGUGAAAGAGUUUUGCACUCAGGGAGGACGAAGUCUGAGCACAGUCAUCCUGAUCGAUAACAGAGCAGAGGUGGUGAGGGCCUUGCAGGAAGCAUGUGACAGGCUCUUCCAAGGGAUAAGUACCGGAAACAGUCCACCUCGUGAUCUGAGGUUCCAGACGGACGCUGCAGGAGGAGACACGACAAGAGGAGCCACUGCUGGAGCUCCUGGAGACAAUGUCCAUGUUGAGAUUGUUCAGGGAACCAUUGAGACCCAGCAGGUGGAUGCCCUGGUGUCUCCCAUGGUUGGACACGAUCCUCUCUCUACACUUGUUGGUUACACUUUGUCCAACACAAUCGGAUCCCAGUCUGAUUUGAUUCCUCGGUUUAUAAAUGAAUCAGGAGAAGAAUCAAUGCCUGGUGAUGAGGUUCUGGUGGAGGAUGUCACUGGACUUCCAUCUAAAGCAGUCUUCUUCCUCAACCUCGUUCCCUGGGAUGAUGACGAAGAUGGAACUGCAGUCCAGGUUCUGAGACUGGGCAUUAACAACGUCCUAACUUCCUGCGAGAAGAGGGGGUUUGGAUCUGUGGCUCUCCCUGUGCUCGGGGCUGGUUCUGCCUUGCGUUUUCCUCACAGCGUGAUUGCCAGGGUUCUACUGGAGGAGGUCCAUUCAUUUAAACAGAACCGAGCAAGUAGAACGCCGCUCCUGGUCCGAAUCACCAUCUACCCCACUGACACGGAGGCUACUGAGGUCUUCAAAGGAUUCAUCAAGGAUCUUCAUCAACCAGACGAAGCGACGGGUACGAUGAGGAUCGUCUUGCUGGGAAAAACUGGAUCUGGGAAAAGCGCCCUUGCUAACAGCCUGUUUGGGGCGGAGGAAUUGUUCAGAACAAGCUCUUCCUCCAGCUCUGGAACAAGUAAAUGUCAAGCGGAAACCAGACCUGUAAACGGAAGAAGCAUCACUCUGAUCGACACUCCAGGUUUGUUUGAUACAGACCGGUCUGAGGUGGACAUGAGAACUGAGAUAACCAGGUGUUUGGUCGAGUUGGCCCCGGGGCCUCAUGCUUUUCUCAUUGUGCUUAAAGUGGAACGAUUCACUGAGCAGGAACAGGCCACCAUCAUUAAAAUACUUCAAUAUUUCUCUGAAGAUGCUCUGAAAUAUGCCGUAAUCGUCUUCACUCACGGCAAGCAGCUUGUGGAAGGGCAGAGAAUUCAGGAGUUUGUCAGUCAGAACCGGGAUCUGAGUGAACUGGUGGCGAUGUGUGGUGGCCGGUGCCACGUCUUCGAUAACAGAUACUGGAACAACAAACAGAAGAAUGACUACAGGAGCAACCAGUUCCAGGCAGAAGAGCUUCUGAACACAAUAGACAAGAUGGUGAUGGCAAAUAAUGGGGGCUACUACACCAAUAACACACUGCUAUACGUGAGUGAGGAAAUAAAGAUGGAGGAGCAGCGUAUACAACUGUCGUCAGUAAACAUAUCAAAGGACGUCGUCCGACAGAGGGCUAAAACCAAUGUGCAUGGAAGGCUUUUGAUCCGACUCACAGGACUCCUAGCAGGAGCGAUAUUAGGAGCUAUAUUUGGUGCAGCAGUCAUGGUUGGAGUAGAUAUCACAUCUGUGAAGGACUGUUCAGAACUACAUAAACUGAAGAUUCCAACACUUGCUAAGGGAGUCCUAUCAGCAGUAGGAGGUAGAGUGCUGGGGCUGGGUACUGCAGCCGUGAUGACAGCAGGAGGAGUAGCAGGAGGUGCUGUUGGAUACGAGGCAGUGAAGGGAGCUAAUACACCACAGGAGGCAGCUGUGAUGGCACUUAACGCCGUCAUUGACAAAAGCAAAGUUUUAAAAUUGAAAUAACUGAUUUCUCGGCCACUAGGUGGCAGUGAGUGGAAAAACCUGGACGCGUAUUCAAAUCACAUAUGUUUAUUCCAUAUUCACUAGUUUAGUUUUGGUUUUCCACCGUUUACGUUGGAGAAAAAUCUCUUUAGCUGCUAAAUGUUAAAGAGCCUAACUCUAACCCCACUUUCUUUUCUUUGUUCUUUAAGAAGAAGUAAUUGAUCUAUCAGCUCCGACUCGAUCCACUCAGUAACACUCGCCAUCGCUCUGAUGUCAACAGACGCCAGAGAAGUUGUAAAUAAACGAACCAGAAACCCCGAUGGCUACUGAGCAGAUACAGAUAUCUUCCGUCUCUUCUGACUACACCUUGAAUACAAUUUUAAACUAAUAAUUUAGUAGCACUUACAUGUCACUUACUUAUAGCACUUUGUAGUUUAGCUUUUUUGAAGAAAUGGUACUUUCUUGAUUCUAGUUGUUCUGGGUUUGUUCCUCGUGGUUGAUGCUCUGAUUACACUGAUUAGUCACUUUGGAUAAAAGCGUCAGCUAAAUGAAAUGUAAUAUAAUACAGAGGCAAUAAAUAUAUUCUAUCUACCCUUGAAUUAUCUGUCAUGUAAUGCAAUCGUUUUAAUAUGUAUUUUCACUUCAAGUUGUUUUGAUGAUUAACUGAACUUUUCUGCUCUUCCUUCUUUAUAUUAGAUUGAUUGCUAAAAAAUCACUUUUCCAAAAUUUGAAGGACCAGAUUCAAGUGUUUAUCCGUCUAUUUGUCUAAGGGCUUUGGUGUUUGCAUGUUUAAAGUGCACCUACAAGCUCUGGUUAACAGGGGGCUCCCUACAGCAGGAAAAAGCUUUGUUAAAUCAGAUGUCAGUCCCCAGACUAUCGGGUGUGUAUCUGUGAACCUGAACGCUGAGCUGAUGCAUGCACUUGUAAGAACUAAUAAAGAAACAACUGAUGACAAUCAA